UUGGAUUGGCGACGGACCCAACAAAUGCCGGAGCUCCAUGUCCGUGCGGUGAGCGGUCGGAACCUGUAUGACGCCCAGACGUUUGGGAAGCAGGAUCCGUUCUGCAAGGUCCAAGUGGGGAACCAAGUACAGAAGACCAAGGUGCAUGACAACGGAGGCCGUUUCCCUGUGUGGAAUGAGAAGUUCAUCUUCCGGGUGAACGAUCCCCAACUGGAGCAAAUCGUCAUCACGAUCGAAGACAAGAAUGUCGUGGACAAUGCGUACAUUGGCCAAUGCCGCGUCCCCGUCAAUUCCUUCCUUCAUGGUCAAGUUGUGGACCAAUGGUACCCCGUCACUCGCGGGAAGAAUCACCGCGGCGAAAUCAACCUUCGCGUGCAGUUGAUGGGAUUGCCAGGUCAACCUGGUGUCGCACCUCCCGGUGGCUACCAAGCUCCCGUCCCUGCAUACCCCGCUCAACCUGCUUACCCUGGCCCCCCACAAGGAUAUGCUCCUCCCCAGCAACAUGGCUAUCCUACCCCACAAGCUCCUCCGCAGGCAGGGUACACCGCCCCGCAACCGUCGUAUCCUAGCGCCCCCUCUGCCCCAGCCCCGCCUGCGUACCCCGGUGCGCCAAGCAAUCCGUCGUCCCAAUUGCAGCAGCAACAAGCUCAAAUUCAACAGCAACAGCAGCAGCUGAACCAGCAGCAACAGCAAGCGAUCCAGCAGCAGCAAGCCCAACUACAACACCAGCAGCAGGAAUUGCAGCAGCAGCGAGCCCAGUUGGCCCAGCAGCAAGCCAACAUGGCCGCCGCGGCCCAGCGACCUCCGCAAUACGCGCCCCAACCACAACCAAUGUACAGCCAGCCCAUGUACGCGCAGCCCCCGCCGGUGUAUGCGCAGCCGCCCCCGGUGUAUGUGCAGCAGCCGCAAGCAGUGUACAUGCCCCCUCCAGUGGUCGUAGGUCCGCCUGUGGUGGUGGGAGGUCCCAUGUACGGCAAUCCCUAUGGCUACGGCUACGGUGACAACGGAGGCGGGGUUGGCCUUGGUCUAGGCCUGGGCGUGGCUGGAGGCGUCCUGCUUGGCGCGGCCUUGUCGGAUGACGGUCACGGGUUUUACGGUGGCGAUGGCGGCUUCUUCGGCGGCGACGGCGGCUUUUUCGGCGAUUAAUUAGGCACCUCUUCUUGAAGACAGUAGUCUACUUCAAGUAAAAUAAUACACUAUAGCAAUCACGUG
Messenger RNA from Aphanomyces astaci, 1212 nucleotides. RefSeq lists its product as hypothetical. Lineage: Eukaryota; Oomycota; Saprolegniomycetes; Saprolegniales; Verrucalvaceae. The transcript has a single exon. The coding region runs from base 25 to 1146 and encodes 373 amino acids. The record is from RefSeq and is a predicted model, not a curated record.